CGGUAGCAUGGCACCCACGGUAAAAAUCUUAGGCUUACUUCUCAUUGCAUAUGACAUGUUUCAACCGGCAUUGGGUCAGAAUAUUGAAUUAUGGCCUGACGCAAGCGUUUAUGAAAAGAAGCCAGCACUUAGAAGUGGAGGACCGCUUCCAGCCAACCAAGAACCGAACAAACAGGGUAUCGGCGUGCCUCAGAGAGAUGUAAAUGGUGUUCUAUCAAAACUUUACAAGAUGGGUCUCCAAGGCAAACCAAUCGUCCUUGUUUUAGACAAUCAAAAUCAACCGAAUCCCAAUUCUGGUAGCGUCGAAAAUACCCCUAAUCAAUAUAUACCCUUGAAACAUCACUCGAAUAACGCUGGUCAAAGGUUCUGGAACAAACAGAGAAGUGAGUCUGGCAGUACCAAGAAGAAAUUGAAAGUUAGCAACGGCAAUCAAAAGAAACAUGUAAAGUUUCGUGACUCAACUUUCUAUAGACAAAACAACGCGUUGGACACAAAUGACAGACAAAACCGAAACGACAGACUCGAUGAAAAUCGAAAUGAUGAAAAUAAUAGGGAUGAAAGAUUAAAUAGAAACGACAGAUUAGACGGAUAUGACUUCAAUGACAGAAACAACCGAAAUGGCAGGAUUGAAAGAAAUGACAGACGUGAGGAGAAUAGGCUUGAUGCAUAUGACAGGAAUGAAAGACUAAAUAGAUACAAUCGACUGGAACGAACCUCUUACGAUAGAAUUAACCGAUAUGAUUUAAAUGACAGAUUUAAGCGAAAUGACAGAAUUGAGAGGAGUGAAAGACGUGAUGAUGAUCGACUAGAAGCAAGUGAGAGAAACGAAGAAUUAAAUAGAAACUAUAGGCUUUCUCGAAAUAACCGCUAUGAUACAAAUGACAGAAUUAACCGAUAUGAUUCAAUUGACAGAACUAAUCGACGUGAAAGACUGGAGAAAAAUGAUAGAUUUGAAAGAAGUGACAGAUUCGAUAGACGUGAAGAUGAUUGGCGUGACGACAAUGACAGAAAUGAAAGAUUAAAUAAUAACAACGAACGGAACAAUCGGUAUGAGUCAUAUGACAGGAUUGACCUAAAUGAUAGAGAUAAUCAAAAUGAGAGAUAUGACAGAAUUGGGAGAAGUGACAGAUUUGAGAGAAAUAACAGACUUGAAAGGAGAGACAGAGAUUUAAAAAAUGACAGGCUUAUAAGAAGGGAUAGACUUGAGAGAAGUGACAGACUUGAGAGAAGUGACAGACGAGAAGAUGAUCGGAUUGAUGCAAACGAAAGAAAUGAAAGAUUAAACAGAAACAGUAGGCUAGCCCGCUUUGAUAGAUUUGCAAGGAAUAGAAGAGAAAGAAGGAAUGACAGAAAUUUAAGGAAUAGACGUGACAGAAGACAACGUGUGAAAACAAGUGACAGACGAGUAAGAUUUGAAAGAGAUGAGCUUGACAGACGCGACAGAGACUUAGCAGUAAGAAGUGAAAAUCGUGACCGAUACAAUGAUAGGGUAGACAGAAAUGAAAAUAGUGACAGACAUAGUGAAAAUCGUAAUAGAAAUAACAAUAGGUUGGAACCUGAUGAUAGACGAGACAGGAAUAAUGAUAGAUCAGAAAGGAAUGAUAGACGUGAGAGAUAUAAUGAUAGGUUUGAUAGAAAUGACAGACGCGAUAAAUACGAAAGUCUUGAUAGAAAUGAGCGAUAUGAUGACUAUUUCAGACUAGGUAAAUACUACAGAGAAAAUAAAAAUGAUAGAGAGCAAGUAUUAGAAACCUAUAACCAAAAUGUCAAUUUGUUACAAAGCCGAGAUGAUUCCUCACAAUAUGAAACACAAACUAAAAGAGAAGAGGUAAGAAAACCUAGACAUAGAUUCAGAAGUCGUUAUGGUUCCAAAUAUGGAAACGAUAAGGGUCAAGAAUUAGACAGGGGAAACGAAUGGGAAUCGUCGAAUAGGAAUCGCGAGAAUAGAGAAAGGGAAGAAGGAUACGGGAAUGCAAUGUAUGACGAUUACGACUAUAAUAGUGAAGGUAAAUAUAAAAUCCGCUCAUCUCUCGCCAAAUACCAGCUUCGUAACUCACACAUACCAGAAUGCCAUGCGCUGAUCAAUUGUAGGGAUCAAUGUGAUAAAAAUAAAAAAGGAAAAGAUAAAGAAAAGUGUUCCAACAACUGCGAAAUGGUGUACCUCUGUAAAGAUGACAAAAAAGACGAUUGCGAUUCUGAUGAUGAUUGCAAAUUAAGUGACGAAUGUGGUGGUGAUUCUGAUGAAUGUGGCGACGAUAAUCCUAGCACACGAGGCGUAACAAUUGAAUAUACGCCAUCUGAUUGUACACGAUGCAAGAAAUAGAAAGAUUUAAUAAAUUU
Molecule: messenger RNA, 2340 nt
Organism: Hyposmocoma kahamanoa
Lineage: Eukaryota; Metazoa; Arthropoda; Insecta; Lepidoptera; Cosmopterigidae
Product: homeobox protein 2-like
Exons: 4
Coding region: 8-2323 (771 amino acids)
Source: RefSeq, a predicted model, not a curated record